CCAGACUUGUUGGCUUAAGGCAAUUCUCUUUUUUUUUUCACAGAAAAAACUCAGUAUUUCGAGAGUAACCAUGCCGUACAACUGUGUAUCAUUCUGACCGACUGAUAAGAUUAGUUAGAAUAACAUUUUACGCAGAAUAAGAUAACCAGAUUGGAAAUAAUCCCAAGAGACCGGGCUGUUCCCUGCCCGGAAGCAACUGAACUAGCCAUUCCCCACUGUGUCAUAUUAGUUGCUCCAUUUCAGACUUCAGAAUGUCGGGCAAUGUUUCACCCAAAGAUGUUGCUCUGGAAACUCUGAAAGAAGAGAUUCAUGCCCUCCUUUGCGCUGUAAAAGGAUCUGUACCAUCUGACCAGAUUAUGAAGGAUUACAGAAUGGUGUGUGGAUCACAUUUGCCUUAUCGUCAACUAGGAUUUGCCUCGGUCAAUGAUCUGCUGAAGAGUAUACCAGAUGUUGUAUCAUGUCACAAUGUAAAUGGCGGUGUUUUGGUUAAAGCAGUGCUGAAGAAUGAAUCUGCUCAUAUCAACAAGUUAGUUCAAGGGCAAAAAGGAACUAAAAAGAGGCCGCGAAUGCUCCAGGCAUCUUCCGUUCAGCGUGGCCCGGGGUCUUUGUUGAGAAACCCAAUUAAUGCCAACAACCGACCUGCCGCACCUUGGAAUUUUCCAAAAUAUUACACACCACCAGCCAUGCGUAGCGUCGUCUUAGUUCCUCCGAGCUCUAGCAUUCGACAGCCGAUGCUGCCGAGGACCACACAACAGCAACUGCCUCAGCAGGCCGUGCAACCUCCCGUUCAUCAACAAGUAUACCAGGUGCCUCAUCUCAAACAGACAACUCAAUUAAUGCAGCCGAAGCCUUCCCAAAAUCCGCCUGUCGCUGCUCCGAAGCUUCCGCAAGUAAAUCAGAGACCUUUACCUCCAACCAAUUUGCAAUUGUCAGGAGCACAAGCGAUUCCUCCUACUGGAAGACCAGCGAAACCCGCAGUGCCUACUCUUCCGGUCGUUAGGCCCAACAAUUUCCAUCGCGAAAAGCUACAGCGAUUCGUCCUUCUCCAUCGGCUAGGAGAGAUAACCUACGAGGAUGCAAAAAUGAAAAACGGAAAGUACGUCGCAACGGUAGUCAUCGACAAAAAAAAGUCAAGCUGUUAUCCCGACGAAUUCACUACAAAAGAGGAUGCUUACGAAAAAGCGGCUGAAGUAGCUCUCAGUGAGUGGGAAUCUAAAUACCAUGACACCAUUAGAAAAACCUCGGUGACUACUGACGACAAAAUUAUGGCAAAAAGGGUUGUUGACAUCGUUAGUAAACAUUCCGACGGCUGUUGGAGCGAAGAAUUUGUCAAACUUUACGAGUACACCUUUUACGGCGAAUCCUUGCCAGAAGAUUGGGUUCAACGUGUUAAGGCCAUCACAGAUGAGUUGGAAUUCACGGCCGGAAUAGAGCAUUUCCUUGUAUGUAUGGCAACAACGAAAAAUACGCCUGAGCCCGUAACGUCCUCCCCAUUUCUUCAUCGAGAGCCUUUAUUUAACCAACCACCUCCAUCAAACGAGUCAUUCUACAAUCACUCGGUCAGUGAAUUGUUUCGACAACCCGCUCAAAAGGGAAUGCAACCUCAAAUUCCUCGCCAAUCUGAUGGCUUCGGGUGCCGACCUGUUCCUGUCCAGAAUAUCGAUAGUGACGUUUGGGCGGUUCACGUUCUUGUUGUCUGCGGUGGUGACCAGCUGGCAAUCCGCCGAACUGAUUCGGAGCAGUAUUCUGCGUGGGAGGAAAUGAUGAACGAUAUGGAUCUGUUUUACAGUGAGCACGAAGCUACCCUAAAUCCGGUUGGGUUACUAGAGCGCGGUUGCCUUUAUGCUACACAAAUUGACGGUAUUUGGGCUCGAGUUGAACUGAUUUCCUACACAGAAAAUGGCGAUGUGGAAUUAAAACUUGUGGAUUAUGCUGACGUGGAAACGGUCGCCCCUUCUUCCGUUUUUGUCUUGGAGAAAAAAUUCGGAGAAGUCCCCACUCAAGGAAUAAAGUGCCAUCUUCAUGGAUUAGCCCCAUUUGCCAACUCCGAGCACACCAUCACUACAGAAAUCGAUCGUCUACUCAACAAUCAGUUUGUAGCUCGUGUUGUCUCUCGAGAACCAUACCUUUCGAUUAUCCUGUACGAAUCUCCCAGUGAACUGAAUAUAAAUGAAUGGAUCUUGGAUCAAGUGGCGGAAAAGGUUCCGGCGAUCCCAUUGAAGGUGGGAGCAGUCGUGCAGAAAACAGUAAUCUCGUAUGUGUCGUCCGCCUGCGACGUUUACAUGUUACGUGAAACUCCGCAGAAAAAUGUCAUCGAUUGUCUGAUUUUACUAUUGGAGCUGCGGAUUGAACAAUCUCCUCCUACCCCCACACUUAUUGCUGAUAAUCUAUAUUUAGGCCGUAGUGAAAAACAUGGUUGGUGCCGUAUGCGGCUGUACAGCUCCAUCCCAACCCAUGAUGGAAAUGUUUCCGUCCAACUGAUGGAUUUUGGCGAUACUGAACUAGUACCAGGAAACACAUUGAGAGAAUUGCACACGUUAUCAACGGUUCUUGCCCGCAUCCCAGAUCAAGCAGUUCGUGUCUUUUUGGCUCGCCUUCCUCCACCAUCUUGCAGUUUCACUGACAAAGCGGCCAAGACGCUGCGUGAACUCACACCGCACGGAUUAAGCUUGAUGGUGCGAGUUGUUGAGUUCAGAAACGGAAUCCCUGUCGUUGAGUUAUUUGAAAGAAUUGAAGAAUCAGGUAAACUCGUCACCAUCAAUGCUAUGAUGGAGAUGGACGAGACCCUGUAUCGUUCUACUGACCAAGCUUCGCAUCAAUCUUCCUUGCCUUUAACCCGAUUGGACCCUGAUUUAACUCAACGCGUAGCCGCGAUGGCACUUCCGUCUAGAAGGUCUUCCGCCAGUUCGUCUCCGUCGCCAACAUUCCAAAUGGAGCGUAUGGUGGUUCCAAAUGCCGAAAUUCCACCCAUUGAUACUGGGCGCUUUUUGACGCCUUUCGACGUUCAAGUAUUCAACGUAUCAAAUCCAGAUCACUUUUACGUCCACUCCAUCCAGUCGAUGCAGUUGCUAAAUUCGUUAAUGCUUCGUCUCAAGGAAUAUUGUAAUCGAGAAGAUGUCAAGAAUGCCAAAAUGGAGUCUGUCAUCGUUGAUGGAUAUUAUGCUGCCUGGCAUCCAAAAUCCGAAUCGUACCGUCGCAUCUGUGUUACUGGAAAAUCUGGUUCGAUAAUCGCAGUCGCUUUUAUCGAUCAUGGUGAAAUAGAUUUUCUACCACUAAGCAAUAUUCGCUCGUUGCUUCCAGAAUUUGCUGAACUUCCAGCUCAAGCCAUGAAAGCGCAAUUAUUUGGAGUCAAACCGGUGGCUGGAGACUGGUCGCCUCAGAAUGCAUUAUUUUUUAAGAAAUUCGUUGAUGGGAAAGUUUUUUCGUCUUACGUCAUGGGAGUUUCGCCAGAAAAGACGCUCCGCUUGCAGCUGAAUGAUGUUCUGUCGGGAGAUAAAGAUAUUGAUGUGGCCAAAUACCUGGUCGAGAAUUGCCAAGCAACUGCAGCUUAAAGCUCAUCCUUCUUCCCAGACUCACACCUUUUCUGUUUUCAUUUUUGUUUGCAUUUAUUUCUACUUGUGAGUUGUUUUCUCUUUUGCACACAAGCCAGGGUUAUGAUGGCAUCUAAGUCAAAGUUGACUCUUAAGAGAUUGUUCUAUUAAAGAAGGAAUACUAAGUUUGUUUGUUAUGGCUCACAUUUACCACUUUGCCUUAUGUUAACCAAGCAUUAACCAUUAAUACACUCCAAGUUCAAGUCUU
Messenger RNA from Daphnia pulicaria, 3798 nucleotides. Its product is annotated as tudor domain-containing protein 7-like. The record is from RefSeq and is a predicted model, not a curated record. The transcript has 12 exons. Gene Ontology annotation, biological process: spermatogenesis. Lineage: Eukaryota; Metazoa; Arthropoda; Branchiopoda; Diplostraca; Daphniidae. Bases 252 to 3551 code for a protein of 1099 amino acids.